AUGGACGACUCCGCCAAUAAAUAUAUCCCCGAGUACCGUCGGACCAACUUCAAGAAUAAAGGACGUUUCCAGAGCGAUGAGUUGAGAAGACGGAGAGAGACCCACCAGGUGGACUUGAGAAAGCAAAAGAGGGAGGAAGUUUUGGCAAAGAGAAGAAACUACGUCGACAACGGCGCGUUGGCAAACGACUCCGAAGAGGAGGAUGACGCCAUCAACUUUGACUUGACCGCAUCACAGGACGAGCUGCUGUUCUACGGCAAAUUGCAGCAGGAUUUGCCCAAAAUGAUGGAAAUGAUCCAGCUGUCCGAUUUCGAGAACCAGUUGGCUGCUACCGUCAAAUUCAGACAGGUUUUGAGUAGGGAACAUAAUCCACCAAUUGACAUGGUGAUUCAGUCUGGUGUGAUACCUACUUUAGUCGAAUUCAUGAAGGAUGGUCACCCAGACAUGUUGCAACUUGAGGCUGCAUGGGCAUUGACCAACAUUGCCUCUGGAACCCUGGAACAGACAAGAAUCGUGGUGGAUUCCGGUGCUGUGCCUUACUUUGUACAGUUGUUGAACUCUCAGUCUUUAGAAGUCAAGGAGCAAGCCAUUUGGGCCUUGGGUAAUGUGGCUGGUGACUCCACGCUCUACAGAGACUUUGUGUUGAGCACUGGUGCCAUGGAGCCUGUUUUAUCCUUGUUUAACACCACUAAGAUCUCGUUGAUCCGUACUGCUACUUGGACCUUGUCCAACUUGUGCCGAGGCAAGAACCCACAUCCAGACUGGAACUUGGUCCAACAGGCAAUUCCAACAUUGCUGAAGUUGAUCUACUCUGUCGACACCGAGACCUUGGUGGAUGCUCUGUGGGCCGUUUCUUACUUGAGUGACGGACCAUCUGAGGCCAUCCAGGCCGUGAUUGACGCUCGUAUUCCACAGAGAUUGGUUGAGUUGUUGAGCCACGAGUCCACCUUGGUCCAGACUCCUGCUUUGAGAGCCAUUGGUAACAUCGUCACCGGUAAUGACUUGCAAACCCAGGUCAUGAUCAACGUAGGUGUUUUGCAACACUUGGCUCCAUUGUUGACCUCGUCCAAGGAUACACUCAAAAAGGAGGCAUGUUGGACCAUCUCCAAUAUCACAGCUGGUAACAGCGAGCAGAUCCAGGCGGUUAUUGACGCCAACUUGAUCCCUCUCAUCAUUCGCUUGUUGGCAGACGGUGACUACAAGACUAAGAAAGAAGCUUGUUGGGCCAUCUCCAACGCCUCUUCGGGUGGUUUGACCAAGCCUGAACAAAUCCGUUACUUGGUCAACCAGGGAUGUAUCAAGCCAUUGUGUGAUUUGUUGUCUGUGGCUGAUUCCAAGAUUAUUGAGGUGACCUUGGACUCGUUGGUGAACAUCUUGAAGGUGGGUGAGUUGGACAAGGAACAGGGCCACUCCAACAACAACGAAUACGCCAUUUACAUCGAGGAAGCUGGUGGUAUGGAAAAGAUCUUCGAGUGUCAAGCCAACUCGAAUGAGAAUAUUUACAACAAAGCCUACAGCAUUAUCGAGAAGUACUUUGGUGAGGAGGAAGACGACGCAUUCAACGAGAAUGGAUUGCAACCCGAGGCUUACGGAGACUCGUUUGGUUUCGGUGUGCAGAACCAACAGAACUUCCAGUUCUGA
Messenger RNA from Sungouiella intermedia, 1641 nucleotides. The record is from the annotation of a GenBank genome assembly. Lineage: Eukaryota; Fungi; Ascomycota; Pichiomycetes; Serinales; Metschnikowiaceae.